CAUGUAUCUUCUGGGAUAUUACCUUGUUGUUUUGUUGACGGUGGUAGUUACCGUAAGAGCCGGAAGAAAUGUUCGGGCAAAAGAUUUAAAGGUUACCUUACCAAGUGGUGAUAAGAUGUCUAUGAUAGGAUUUGGAACUGGAGGUAUUAACGGAGUUAAAACUAUGACAAACAUUUUAGAUGAUGCCUUAAGUGCAGGUUACAGACUGAUAGAUGCGGCAGCCUUUUAUGAAAAUGAAGAAGACAUCGGAAUUGCUUUAAAAGAACUUUUGCCCAAACACCAUCUAACAAGGAAUGACAUUUUUAUUACAUCAAAAUUAGCCCCAAAAAAGGACUUAUUCGGUGAACAUGCUUACGAAGCUUUAAAACAAGCAAUUCAGCGUUUUGGAACUGAUUACAUUGACUUAUAUCUUAUACAUUUUCCUGGAUACUUCCCACUUCCUGAGCCAAAUAUGAACUUCUCGGCAUUGAGAGACGAGACCUGGAAACAGCUGGUUAAAGGACAGAAAGAAGGAUUGGUCAGAAACAUUGGAGUGUCGAAUUAUAACAUCAGACAAUUAAAAGAAUUAUUAAGAAAUGAUCAUGGCGUUAAACCAGCAAUCAACCAGGUGGAAUGGCAUCCUGACUAUCAUCAAGAUGAACUACUAAAAUUUUGUAAAAAACAAGGAGUAGCACUGCAAGCUUACUUUUCUUUGGGAGGCGUCAACAAUAAAACGGUUUUACUGGAAAAACCUGAGGUUAAACAAAUCGCAAUCAAAUUAAGAAAAAGCCCCAGCCAAGUUCUUUUGAAAUGGGCUUUGCAACAAAACGUCUUAGUAGUUCCGGGAUCUCGAACCAGGAAGCAUAUGGACCAAAAUUUGGAUCUGAAUUUCAAAAUACCGGAGGCAGAUAUGAAGAUUUUGAAUAAUUUGAAGCAGGCGGGCAGAAUUAGUAUGUUUCCAGACAUAAUUAUAUAAUUUGAUGUUUUAAAUAGUUAACUAUAGAUUUUUAUUAGUUUCACAAAUACAUGAG
This is a messenger RNA of Psylliodes chrysocephalus, 1010 nucleotides long. NCBI's taxonomy places the organism in Eukaryota, Metazoa, Arthropoda, Insecta, Coleoptera, Chrysomelidae. The record is from the annotation of a GenBank genome assembly.